UCUGUUUAUCUUGCUCAGAGUGAACCUGAACUCCCAAAUACGUCCGUGGCUUCUCACAGAAUCAGUCAUGGAGCUGCUGCUGCCUCUCCUCGCUGCCUUUCUUGCCGCUCUGAUCGGAGGCCUGUACGUCCUCGGGGUUUUUCGGCAGCGGAAACCUGGAGAACCCCCCCUGGAUAAAGGCCUCAUUCCAUGGUUGGGGCACGUGCUGGAGUUUCGCAGAGACACGCUGAAGUUUCUGGAGAGGAUGAAGCAAAAACACGGGGAUGUGUUCACAGUGCAGAUAGCGGGAUUUUACAUGACGUUCCUGCAGGAUCCUCUGUCGUUUGGAGCGUUUGUGAAGGAGAGUCGGGAGAAGCUGGACUUUAACAAUUUCGCUGCACAGCUGGUGAACAGGGUGUUCGGCUACAAAGCUGUUGAUGGAGACCAUGAAACCCUUUACUUGUCGAGUAACAAGCACCUGAAGGGAGAAGGUCUGGAAGUCAUGACCCAAGCGAUGAUGAGCAACUUGCAGAACCUCAUGCUGCACAGCAUCGGAUCGGCUUCGGAUCAGAAGACCUGGAAGGAAGACGGCCUGUUCAUGUACAGCUACAAUAUUGUUUUCAGAGCUGGCUACUUAGCUUUGUAUGGAAACGUCCCGCACAAGUCAGAGGGGAGCACAGAGAAAGCCAAAGAGAAGGACAGAUCCGAGUCCGAAGCUUUGUUUUACGAGUUUCGGAAAUACGAUCAACUCUUUCCCAACUUGGCAUACGGGGUGCUUCUCCCCAAGGAGAAAAGGGAGGCCGACAGGUUGCAGUCAUUUUUCUGGGAUGCUGUGUCGGUGCAGAAGCUCAAGAGCAAGGACAACAUCAGCCGCUGGGUGUGGGACAUGCAGCAGGCCAAAGAGGAGAUGGGCAUGCAGGAGGCCAUGAUCAACAAGUACCUGUUUGUGCUCCUGUGGGCGUCUCAGGGUAACACGGGUCCCUCCUCGUUCUGGUUUCUCCUCUUCCUCCUGAAGCACCCAGAAGCUAUGAAAGCGGUGAGGGACGAGGUGGACAAAGUCCUGAAAGAGUCCGGACAGGAAGUGCGACCCGGUGGCCCCCUAAUAGAUCUGACCCGCGAGAUGCUGAUGAAGAUGCCGAUCAUGGACAGCGCGGUGGAGGAGACCCUCAGACUCACGGCGGCACCCCUCCUCACCCGAGCCGUGCUCCAGGACAUGACCCUGAAGAUGGCCGACGGCCGGGAGUAUUUCAUCCGCGAAGGUGACAGAAUGGCCAUAUUUCCUUACAACGCAGUCCACCUGGACCCAGAGAUCCACCCGGACCCUCACACCUUCAAAUACGACCGCUUUCUGAACCCAGACGGGAGCAGGAAAACGGACUUUUACAAAGGAGGGAAGAAGGUCAAGUACUACAACAUGCCCUGGGGGGCCGGAGUCUCCAUGUGUCCUGGUCGCUUCUUCGCCACCAACGAGCUGAAACAGUUUGCUUUCCUCAUGCUGGUUUAUUUUGAGUUUGAGCUGAAGAACCCUGACGUGGAAAUCCCCCAGAUCGACUUCAAGCGUUGGGGUUUUGGGUCCAUGCAGCCCGUCAAAGAUGUUCAGUUCCGAUACAGACUCCGGUUUUAACCUGCUCGCUUUGUCAAACAUGACAUCAGCAACUUUUAAUUUGAAUAGUAAACAAUGUUUUUUUUUUUUUGUGCAUAUUUUGGAAGUUUAAAGUUGUUUGUUCGCAAAUCAACAAAGUAUAUCAUGGAAGGAACGAGUCAAACUUCCUGUCAGGUCAUCUGUUCGACUUCCUCUGAUUAAUGAUCACAAAGCAGCUCAAUCCUGUCAAUCACACCUACAAUGUUUUAUAAUAAACAGAGUUACUGUGA
This is a messenger RNA of Oryzias melastigma (Indian medaka), 1851 nucleotides long. Its product is annotated as 5-beta-cholestane-3-alpha,7-alpha-diol 12-alpha-hydroxylase. Lineage: Eukaryota; Metazoa; Chordata; Actinopteri; Beloniformes; Adrianichthyidae. The transcript has a single exon. Gene Ontology annotation, molecular function: iron ion binding; heme binding; sterol 12-alpha-hydroxylase activity. The record is from RefSeq and is a predicted model, not a curated record. The coding region runs from base 68 to 1603 and encodes 511 amino acids.